AUGGACAAGCAAGUUCCUGGUCGGAGACACCCGGGAGUGGACGAAACCGGCGAGCAGCUGGAACACACGAUUACCGCAUCUAAUACCAUCACGGUGAUUGAUCCGAGUGAGAACAAAGUCCUUGGAACGAUCCCUCUUGGAGACGAACGACUCGGCAACGACCUAGGACCACAGUAUGUCGACACUGUCAACACCCAUGGGCUGGGCUACUCGCGCGACGGCAAAUACAUCGUAUCGCUUGCGGUCUUGUCCAACACCGUCACAGUGGUCAGAACGUCAGACAAUGUUAUCGUGUCCAAGAGCUACGUCGACCGAGGACCACACGAGGCCUUCUUUGCACCUGACAACCGCACUAUCUGGAUAGGAACCCGGGGUGUUUAUUCUGUCGAUGUGAUCGAUGGCUUCAACGGCACGCUUCUUGACAGGAUCUUCACGGCCAAUGGACCAAGCAAGGUACUCUUCAGCGGCAACGGCACGAUCGCCUGCGUCAACCACAUCUUUGAUGCCAUCAUCAGCGUGAUUGAUGUUCCGAGCAAAAGGGUCAUGUACAACAUAACAGGCCUCGCCGACAGCUUCUCGUCAGACAUGAUGAUCUCGGCGAACGGGGAAUCGCUAUGGGCAGCUCACAAGAUGACUGGCCAAGUCUCGGUCAUCGAUCUGGCGGCUCGUAAAGUCGUCGCAAUCCUGGAUACUGGCAUUGAGACGAACCAUCCGAACUUUGCAGUGAUCAAUGGCACAAAUUACGGCUUUGUCACGGUCGCUGGACUGAAUGUGACGAAGGUGUAUCGGCAGCCGACGGCGGCAGAUAUACCCGUGCUGGUGAAGACCAUUCCCAUGACUGGAAUACAGCCUCAUCCGCUUUGGCCGUCUCCAGACAACAAGCUUAUGUACGUUGCCAAUCAGCACAGCGACAAUAUCGAUGUGAUCGACACCAACAGCUUGGAGAUCAUCGAUAGCUUCAAGAUCGGACAGGAUACGCAGAGCCUGCUCUACAUCUCUCGCGUGGUACCAGAGAAUUCCACUGGCUCCAAGAGCUUGAGCAGGCAGGGUCUAGAUCUUCGAGUAGAGAACCGGCUACUGCCAGUCUAUCCUUGCAACAACUGCAGUCUGCCAUCCAAGGGUCCCGUAAGCCCGUACGUGAACACUCCACAGGCUCUCGUCACCGUCCGACAAACCGCUGGCGUGGACAUGUUCGAGAUCUUGGGGAGAUACCUGGUGCCCAACGCUCUGUACACGGCAUCGGCACUCUGCCACUCCUGCAGCGAAGAGCAAAGGGCUCCGCUGGUGACUUUCAAUGCCAGUACGACAAGAACAGGCUGCGCCUUCAAUGAGCAGGUUCUGGCCUUCCUCAAAUUCUUCGAUGGGUACCAGAUGGACAGCAUUCGGGUGGUGAAGGACGACUAG
Zasmidium cellare ATCC 36951 is the source of this 1404-nucleotide messenger RNA. RefSeq lists its product as uncharacterized. Bases 1 to 1404 code for a protein of 467 amino acids. Lineage: Eukaryota; Fungi; Ascomycota; Dothideomycetes; Mycosphaerellales; Mycosphaerellaceae. The record is from RefSeq and is a predicted model, not a curated record. Gene Ontology annotation, molecular function: protein binding. The transcript is spliced from 4 exons.